Molecule: messenger RNA, 621 nt
Organism: Camelina sativa (false flax)
Lineage: Eukaryota; Viridiplantae; Streptophyta; Magnoliopsida; Brassicales; Brassicaceae
Source: RefSeq, a predicted model, not a curated record
GUGAGCGAGCUCAAUUUCAAAACUUUGGUUGAUGGUCUAGGUGCCGUCUUCUAUCAGUAUCCAUUUAAUGUCCCGGCCUACUAUGCUCUGAUUCUAAGGUCGCUUACUGUGCUUGAAGGUUUGGCACUUUACGCAGAUCCUAAUUUCAAAGUCUUAGCUGCUUCAUACCCAUAUUUUGCCAAAAGGCUUCUCACUGAUCCAAACCCGUAUCUAAGAGAUGCCCUAAUCGAGCUUCUAUUCAAAGAUGGAAAAUUUAGGUGGAAUAGACUCGAGAACCUUCUACGACAGGGAAGUAAAGAUAGAGACUUCUCAGCAAAGGAUGCUCUGCAACCAGUUUUGAAGCUAUUGCUGGAUCCAAAUGGGGAAGAGCUUCGACUGUUAGUAAUUAAAGAAGCUGUACGAGUCAGUGAAGCGAUUGCGUUGGGCACUGUUGUUGAUACAUACAAUUCCCUUCCUGAGUUUCUGCGAUCUCUUGUCUUCAAUGGAAAUGGGAAUGGCCCUCUGACAAUGAGCUCCACGGAACUUCAAAGUACGCUUGAGCUUCGGGAUCAGGUCUCUAGAAUCUGGGGCCUUCUUCGAUCUUCAGAAAGCUUUGAUCCUGCUAUUUUGCAGCCAAUAGUA